CCAAAUACCCCGGAUUAAAAUGCCCCCCGCAUUACGUAAAUCCCGCGAGACCCUCGGCAAAAUUCGUCGCGACGAUUCCCCCAGUCGUCCCCGACAAUCCAAAAAUCCACGGGUCAGAGCCAAAACAUUACCUGCGCCUUAGUGACGUCACGACAAGUUGCGAAAAUUUUUUCCGGUGGAUUUGGCAGUUGCGUCAAGUGCUGAACAAGCCCCAAUCCCAAUCCGCGGUUGCAGCCAGUGAUCAGAAUCGAAUUCAUAAUUUUCAAUGUUGAAAAAUCCGUUCACUUAUCUCUUCCCCUCGAGAGCCCCAACUUUACGUCGCCGAUGAGCACUUUUUCAGUCUCGUGAAGCAAAAGUGCGUGGUUAAACUGUCUUUAUUCCCGAUAAAUCCGAGAUCGCAGCGGGAAAAAAUCGAGAUUCUGCAGCGUCAUACAGACGGUCUGGCAGUGUGCCGUGACGUCAUCACGAUAUAAACACUGCGAUGGCGACUUGUACGUUUUACUUCCGCGUAUCGUCAGUUCGAGCGUGCGUUCGUCAUUUUUCCAGGGGAUUGUUUGUCAGUGUGAAAACAAGUAAACGGGGGAAUCUCAUUGGGAUGACUAACAGAACUCUCGUGGCAUGUCUCUGCACGAAAUCGCAGUACGACUACCACUUGGUGGUGAUCGGAGGUGGUUCCGGUGGUCUUGCGGCCGCCAAAGAGGCCGUUGAGCUCGGCGCCACGGCCGCAGUCUUCGAUUACGUGACACCGUCCCCUCAGGGCACCAAGUGGGGCCUCGGUGGCACCUGCGUCAACGUCGGAUGCAUUCCGAAGAAGCUGAUGCACCAGGCGGCUCUUCUGGGCGAAGCCAUCCACGAGGCCACUGCCUUCGGCUGGCAAGUGCCCGAGCCCAAGGCCAUUCCCAACGAUUGGGCGGCCCUCACCACUGCUGUCCAGAACCACGUCAAGUCCGUCAACUGGGUGACCAGGGUCGAGCUCAGGAACAAGAAGGUCGACUACAUCAAUGCCAGUGGCUACUUCAAGGACCCCCACACCGUUGUUGGGGUCGAUAAAGCCGGCAAGGAGAAGACUGUCACUGCCGAGAGAAUCUUAAUCGCUGUGGGCGGGAGGCCCCGGUAUCCGGACAUCCCUGGGGCACUGGAGUACGGAAUCACUAGUGAUGAUAUUUUCAGCCUCGACAGGGCUCCUGGGAAGACACUGGUCGUUGGGGCUGGAUAUAUUGGCCUUGAGUGCGCUGGAUUUCUCAAUGGUCUCGGUUACGAUGCAACGAUAAUGGUGCGAUCGAUAGUUCUUCGCGGAUUUGAUCAACAAAUGGCGAAUCUUGUAGCUGAGGAAAUGGAGCAACGCGGAGUGCAUUUUAUUCACCAAGCCAAACCCAAGGCUAUUGAGAAACAAGAGGACGGAAGAUUGUUGGUCCAUUGGGUCGACAAAAAUGGAGAAGUGCAUCAGGAUGUCUACGACACUGUAUUAUUCGCUAUUGGAAGGCAGGCCUUGACGCCGCAAUUAAAACUAGACAAUGCUGGAGUGAAAGUUGUCCCCGAGACUCUGAAGAUUGACACCGUAAACGAACAAACCAAUGUGGAGAAUAUUUACGCUGUUGGAGAUGUUCUUCACAAACGACCAGAGCUCACCCCAGUGGCCAUUCACGCUGGAAAACUGCUGGCAAGACGGCUAUUUGGCAAUUCUGAGGAGAAAAUGGACUACACCAAUGUGGCCACGACUGUUUUCAGCCCUCUAGAGUACGGAUGCGUGGGACUGGGUGAGGAGCAGGCACUUGCCGUCCACGGAGAGGACAACAUUGAAGUCUACCAUGCCUUCUACAAGCCAACAGAGUUUUUCAUUCCACAAAAAAAUAUGUCACACUGUUACGUCAAAGUCGUUGCACUCAAGGGAAAUGAUCAGAGGAUUCUUGGGAUGCAUUUUAUAGGGCCACAUGCUGGCGAAGUCAUCCAAGGCUUCUCCGCAGCUAUGAAAUGCAACAUUACAUUCCCACAACUGAAAUCAACAGUCGGAAUUCAUCCAACGAGUGCCGAAGAGUUCACUCGAGUUUUUAUAACGAAAAGCUCGGGGCUGGAUCCAACCCCCCAGAGCUGCUGCAGCUAGGAAAAUAACAGAUGCAAAUGAGUUUCAAUAAAUUUCUUUUCUCAUUAAAACCGUCACAAAAAGUAUUGAAACGAAAUUCUUUAUUUUGUAAAAUUAAAGAUUUUGUCUUAACUUUUUUUCUUUCUCUCUCUCUCUCUCUCUCUUUCGCAGAAUUUUCACAGAAUUGCUGUUAUAUAUUUUUUAUAUGCAUUGCGUCUUUAGAAAUGUACAAUAGUUGUUGAGUAGACGGGGGAGAAGGCUAAAGUCACUGUCGAGGGGAUGAAAAAUUUCUGUUACAUCAGGUUUACCAUUCUCCUGUACGAGAAUUUUAGCUUUCAUCUGUAUUACUAUCUUACACCUUUAUUACAAAUUUGAGAAUAAUAAAACCUAAUGUCAUUAUAAA
Molecule: messenger RNA, 2483 nt
Organism: Diachasma alloeum
Lineage: Eukaryota; Metazoa; Arthropoda; Insecta; Hymenoptera; Braconidae
Gene: Trxr1
Product: thioredoxin reductase 1, mitochondrial
Exons: 6
Coding region: 482-2101 (539 amino acids)
Biological process (GO): cell redox homeostasis; glutathione metabolic process; cellular response to oxidative stress
Cellular component (GO): cytosol; mitochondrion
Molecular function (GO): thioredoxin-disulfide reductase (NADPH) activity; glutathione-disulfide reductase (NADPH) activity; flavin adenine dinucleotide binding
Source: RefSeq, a predicted model, not a curated record